Messenger RNA from Didymodactylos carnosus, 495 nucleotides. The record is from the annotation of a GenBank genome assembly. Lineage: Eukaryota; Metazoa; Rotifera; Eurotatoria; Philodinida; Philodinidae.
AUGCUUCGAAUCAUCGCUUUCGUUCUAUCUCUUGCUCUUGCCAAUGUUGUCACAGGGGAUGAUGUUGAAUCUGAUCAACCCCAAUGUGUAAUAAAUUAUGGUAAGAAUCUUGCUGAUUUUCCAUGUAAUGGCUAUCUCUCGACGGAUCCAAAAUGCAACAAUAGUUUUCUGAAUAUCGUUAAUACUUCAUACUACCACUGCUCGGAAGCACGUAUAUUUUGGAAUUAUCCAAUGCAGAACUUGACGGUGACUAUCGAAUCAGCAAAUUAUACCAAGUCAAAACAACUAUAUUCAGUCUCGUUAACAGGUGGCAUGUUGCCAACCUACCGAAUUUAUCCAAAUGGAAAAGAAUUUCUUAUUACAAAUACAACAGCAGAAAAAAUUGUAGAAAUAUCUGAUGAAAACUAUCAAGUUGUGUUGAAAUUUCAAGGACCAAAACGCCUGACUUUUUAUGGAGCAGAAAUCGAAUAUCAAGUUGCACCAGUUUAUUUUUAA